This is a messenger RNA of Adineta ricciae, 1623 nucleotides long. The record is from the annotation of a GenBank genome assembly. Lineage: Eukaryota; Metazoa; Rotifera; Eurotatoria; Adinetida; Adinetidae.
AUGCGCGCGAAACCAUCUAAUAUAGACUCACAGUAUGAAUCGGACGACGACCAAAAUUCAUUGAAACAUAAUGAAUCUUCGCCUGAUCCACACUAUCAUCGUACUGUUGUUAACCCAUAUGAAAACUCUGUUGGCAGAAUUAAUUCAGUAGAUGACAGAGAAAGAGAAACCGAACCUUUAUUGGAUAUAAACAAAGUAGAACCAGUUUCGACAAGUUACCUACCAUGCACAAAAAUAUCUUCGCGUUAUGUUCUCGCAAUUUGGGCUUUCUUUGGUUUCUUCGCUUUGUAUGCAAUGCGCGUGAAUUUAUCUGUUGCCAUCGUUGCCAUGGUAGCUCCACAGAGCACCUUGAAUCGAUCAGUUCAAGCAUGUCCGGUUACGAAAGUAAAUUCCACAAAACCUCCACCCGAAUAUGAAUUUGAUUGGGAGCCAUCAAAACAAGGACUAAUUCUCGGCGCUUUUUUCUAUGGCUAUAUUACUACACAAAUAAUAGGAGGUAAUUUGGCUGAGAAGUUUGGCGCUAAAUGGAUUUUUGGCGGCAGUAUUUUGGUUUCGAGUAUUCUAACGCUUUUAACACCACUAGCAGCCCGUGUUGACUAUCGUCUACUGGUCGCAAUUAGAGUCAUCAUCGGUAUGGCCUCUGGUCCAGCCUUUCCAUCAGCAGCAGCACUCUGGGGGCAAUGGAUCCCGGCAUCUGAACGUAGUACAGUUCCGCCAGCAGCACAAACUGGAACCAAUAUCGGUAUCAUAUGUACCACACCGUUAGUCAGUGUCAUGGUCGACGGCGGCUUUCUCGGUGGAUGGCCGUCGGCAUUUUAUGUUUUCGGUGCGCUUUCUGUUUUAUGGUUUAUUGGUUGGUGCUUUUUUGGCUUUAAUUCUCCGAAUGUUCAUCCAAGAAUUUCGAAGAAAGAACUCAUCUAUCUUAAUAAAGAGAUUGUAUCACAUCCGACUAAACGUCGUCGUACACCGUGGAAAGCAAUCGCGCGUUGCGCACCCCUCUAUGGUGUUGCAAUCAAUCAUGUGUGUUUUAAUUUCAUCUACUAUACUCUGUUGACGUCAUUACCAACUUAUUUUUCUACUAUACUUAAUUUCAAUUUACAUCAGAGUGGUUUUACUUUUGCUUUACCAUACUGUGCGCAAUUUCUUACGAUUAUUGUUAUUGGCCAACUCGUUGAUCGUAUUCGAGCACGAAAGAUUCUCUCGAUCACAGUGCUUCGAAAAGCACAAGCUAUUAUCGGUACACUCGGUACAUGUUCAUUUCUCAUCGCAAUCGGUUACAUGGGAUGCGAUCAUAUUGGCGCUGUUAUUUGUUGUAUUCUUGCGGUUGGCUUUCUCGGCUUUAAUACAUGUGGACCGAUCAUUGCUCAUUUAGAUAUCGCAUCAAAUUAUGCUGGAACAUUGGUCGGAAUCACAAAUAUGCUAGCCACUAUACCUGGUUUUGUCGGUCCAUAUGUAGUUGGUGCUAUUACGAACGAUAAUCAAACAAUUGCUGCUUGGCGAAUGAUAUUCAGCAUUUCUGCUGGUAUUGGUGCUUUUGGUUGUAUAGCCUUUUGUAUUUUAUUCAAUGGCGAAGAACAAAAAUGGAAUCGUAUUGAUUAUGAAGAAGAAUCGGUUGAUACCUAA